AAAUCUAAUCUAAAUGUCUGCUCAUCAUUUUAACUCAAUCCUUAAGAACACAUCUGCAGUCACACUUACACUAUAAUUUAAUAACAAAUAGGCGUAGCCUACAUUUGAUUUAAUCUUAAACAUUAUUUUGCCAUAAUUCAAAUUUGCAUGUGCAUUAGUUUUAAAUUAAUUUGUAAAUUUGUUGAUUUUACGCUUUUUUGUUGAAAUAUUUUGAUGAGGUUUUCCACUCGUACUUGGAUAGGCUUAAGGCAUGUCGUCAUUAACGGUUAACCUCCUUUUCUCCCGGAAAGUUCCCCGCACCUUCCUGUCUCUGUUGGACACUUUCAACAGCAAAAACGGCCUUAAAAUUAAGCCUUUUCUUAUCCCACAGGGUGACUCGUCAAUAUUUCAGCCCCGAGAAGUGUCAAACAGGAAGUUCGAGAUGACUGAUGUUUCAUGUGGCAAAAGAAAGAAGAGAAAGUUGGCACCCAAAGCCCCAAAGUGCCCAUCUGAAUCUUCCAAAGUCAUCCUGCUCAAUUCGUCCCUUCUCCUUCUGGAAAUCCCCGCUGACACCAACACCAGCCUCCCGGUGUGGGAUGCUGUGAGAUCCCUGAAAGUUGGUGUCACCUGGACGGUCGACCCCUACAGUAUCAGUAUCAGCUUAACACCUGUGACUGCGAAGCCAGAGGACCUUACAACUUCCUGCAAGAGUGAAAGCACAUCCAACACGGCAGAGACAUCCAGAUCUUCCUGCAGUACCCUUCAGCCCAAGAUCCAGAACACCUCCUGUGUGUUUCUUACUUUCUCCCAAAGCUCCCUGCAACCACCGUUCCACACAUAUCAACCAAGCCCUAAUAUAGUCAACCCGAUUUUUGUUUCUCUGCCUCUCAUCAUCAGUCAUUCUCCACAAGGUCAUCAGUCUGGCACCAUUAUGACUAAAAAGCCCCCAUCUGCUAGCCAGACACCGACAAAUGUUUCCGGUGACCUAGUGGUCCAGUUCAAAAUGCCCAAGCUUUUCCCGUUUCACACAAAGAUCUCCCCUGAUGUCCUCAUAUGUGACAACUUCCUUCUGGGCUCAUGUGAUGCAGGGGUAAGGUGUAAGAUGCACCACACUCCUUAUCCAUUUCACUGGCAGCUGUGGUGUUUACACACCCACCAGUGGAUCGACCUGUCGCCUCGCGCUCAGGUCUUACUGGAGAGGAUCUACUGUUGUGCUGAUCAGGGCUUUGUUACCCUCAAAGAUGGGCAAACCUGCUACACCCUGAACUUUGAUUCAAUGGAGUUGGACGAUCUCUCAAAGUACGAUGGAGUUAGGCGACUCACAAACUCGGAGAGCGCAGAAAGCAAUCCUUAUUUUCCAAGCAGGUGGAAAAUCUACUGGUGUGAUGAUGUCGACUUCAAAGAGUACAAACCGGAUGUGUCUGCCCUACUUCUGAAGAAGAUGAGUGAAAAGGAGCCAAUGUGUUCCUUCAACAUCGGUGCGCAGAAGUACGAGGUAGACUUCACCGGUAUGACCCAGACCAGAGUCAGCACAGGGUUCCAGAGAGAAAUUCGUUGCAGGCCUGCCUACCGCUCACCAGAACUGAUGCAUCCUCACCUGAAGACUAAAAUCCAGUCUGCCUCUGCCCACCCUGACAACAAUGCUGCUGGGGCCAACUUCAGCAUAGAUCCUCUGCAGGAGUUCAGCUCUUGGUACCCUCCAGUCUGGCAUCAGGCCACAGAGGAGGAUUACCGCCUGGUAGAUGUUCCUGCCGGGACCCGGGCUUACCAGAGCAUCAAGAACGUCUUCCAUGAAAACUUGCCAGAGACCAAGAUUGAUGUCGUCAGCAUCCAGCAGGUCCAGAACUUGCUGCACUGGGAUAAGUACCAAAGGCAGAAGACUCAUAUGCAGAAGCGCCAACCCAAGGGUCAGGGACCUCUGGAGAAACAUCUCUUCCAUGGGACCUCCAAGGAGGCCUCACAGAGCAUCUGCCUCAACAGCUUUGACCCCCGAGUGGCCGGGCUUCAUGGCCACUCGCACGGGUUUGGCUCCUACUUUGCUACCAACGCAUUAAUGUCCCACGGCUACACAGAAGCAGAGGAGUCGGAGGGGGUGGGCUACAUGUUCCUGGCAAAAGUCCUGGUGGGAAGAGUUUGCUUGGGAAAAUAUUUCUACCGGCGCCCACCCGACACCAAGGCCAAUCUUUACAAUGCCUGUGUUGACAACAAGCGAAACCCUGAGAUGUUCAUAGUGUUCGAUAGCUGCCAGUGCUACCCUUACUACCUGAUCAAAUACAAAAACCUUCCUGCAGAGGUUAAUAUUCAUGAGUAAUGAGAUUUAAUUCAAAACCGUUUCAGACAGAAACCAUGUUCCUGUUCAAGGUACUUUAUGUGCAGCAAGUAGAAAUGUUCUUUGCGGUUGCAGAAAAUGUUCAGUUUGUUAACAUUAAAUAUGCAGCUCUGCAAAACAGUGAGGAUUUAAGCAGGUGACAAAAACAUCUUAAAACGUGAUUUGUUUUCACAAUGCUUUUAUUUUAGCGUUUUGAAAGAAAUUACAUUAGUGGAAAUAAGCAAUGUUAAGUUUCCUUUUUUUGACUUGCUCAGAAUCAAAUUGAAGUGUUUAUAAAAAUAGUUUUCAGUCAAUAAAUUGAUGUUCAAGUAUAAUUAAAUAUAAAACAGAAUAAUUUAGCAAUUGUUAUGUUACUGGUUCUAAUAAAGCUGUAUAUCGGACUGAGUUUCUCAAAUAUUUCCAACUGGAAUGUGUUUCACAAAACUUGCAGAAAGAGAAAUAAAAAUUCCAAACAUUUCUAUAAAUUAUAAUUUCUCUAAAGUUUAUUGGACCAUUUGCCAUUUAGCGGACAACAAAACAACAAUUUGAGUUUUGAUGAAAGUCAUUUCUGAAGUAUUUGUAGCAGUUUUAUAACCAAGCAAACUAUAUGGUUUGCAUGUUUGUGAGGAGAGUAAUCGCUGUAGAGCUCUAAUAGGUCAUUGUGUGAGCAGGGAAAUCGAACAUCAGCUGCUGUCCGACCUCUGAAAGUUCAUCUUCAGUAAGAUACCCCAGAAACGUUUUACUUGAAAUGGUUUUUUCUGUAGCAACAGUUAUCUUUCCGAUAAGUGUCCCCUCCCGCUGUACAUUAUUCUGGAUGAACAACUGUUCAGAAUAUUUACUGAGGACCCAGACCCAUAUGAACAGAAAACUAAUAAAUGAGGCAAUUUUAAUCAAUUAAAAUGUCAUUUUAAUCGAUUAAAAUGUCAUUGGAGUGGACAGAUACAACUGCAAUCAUUUUCAAAAUUCAAAUGAUUGUACAGGUUUGAAUUUAUUAGGAAUUUUUUCUAAUCCGGUCACAAUUGUAGCUAAAUGCUCAAAUAAAAACAUACACCGACUGAUAUUUAGAUAAACUAGCUUUGGCAAGUUGCUGCGAUAUCAAACGUUUUUCUAUAACCAUCGGCAUGGUCACUCACAUGAAUCUGGCUGGAUAUUUGACCACUCUUCCUACCAGAAGUGCACCAACCUGGUUUUAAGCAUAGACCUCAGAUUUUUAAAUGAGGUUGAACUCCAGAUCAUUCCAGAUGCUUAAGGUUACACUGCCCUGUCCAUGACGGAACCAGUUUAGAUGUGUCGUUUAUUCCUGUCUGACUGGAGCACCUAAUUGUGUGCAAGGUUCAACUUGCUCACGGGUGAUUUAGGGUGAAAUUGAAGAAUUUGGAGAUAGCUGUCAGUCUUCAUUAUUCAAUCCACAGCUAGGAAAACAGACCGAUAACAUGAUGCUACACCUACCUUGCUUGACAGCUGAUAGUGUCCUCUGGAUUGAAAGCUUCACCAUAACUCCUUAAUACAUUUCUCCAAUUAACUUUACAAACUUCUGCUGAACGAACGGCAAAAUAUAAUGUCAGCAUUACGUCAUAAGGUAAGGUAAGGUAAGUUUAUUUAUAUAGUGCUUGUUGAUGAGUGCAAAACAUAUGGGGUCAUCAUGAUAAAGCCCAUUCAAACAAAUAUUAGUAGCGGUGUAUGUAUACAUUUAGGCUUGUAUGUGUAACUUUGACCAUAUUUACAGAUUAGACAAAGGUUUUCAAUAAAUUUAAACUUGUGUUCCUGUAUGUUGUUUAUCUAUUCUAUGAGGACGGCAUGUAAACCUCUGACAGGAACUGUAGGCUUCACCUAACCUUGAAAUGAGGUAUCAACACAGCUGAUUAUCAUGAACAGAAAAAAGAACUUGUUUGGCUCAACCAAAUAAUACCUAUAUAAGAUUA
Girardinichthys multiradiatus is the source of this 4209-nucleotide messenger RNA. Its product is annotated as protein mono-ADP-ribosyltransferase TIPARP-like. The record is from RefSeq and is a predicted model, not a curated record. The transcript is spliced from 6 exons. Gene Ontology annotation, molecular function: metal ion binding; NAD+ poly-ADP-ribosyltransferase activity. Lineage: Eukaryota; Metazoa; Chordata; Actinopteri; Cyprinodontiformes; Goodeidae. Bases 251 to 2290 code for a protein of 679 amino acids.